AUGGCGGCGGCGGCCGCUGCGCUGCAAUCGGAGCGGGACGCGGCCGGCGAGCGAGCGGACGCGAACGCCGCAGAGGCGUCCCGGCUGUCGCAGCUCCUGCAGGAGACCCAGCAGGCGCAGCAGCAGCAGCAGGCACAGCAGAAGCAGGCGCAGCAGCCGACCCCCUCGCAGCAGGAGCAGCGCGCCCAGAGAUCGGGAGAGAACGGCGCCGGCUCUAGAAUUGCCUCACCGGCACGCACUAGGCCCGCCGGUGCCAGCGGUAGCCCUGCCCCUGAGACGUCCGCCCCCUCGGCGGCCCUGGCAGCCGCCUCGCCCGCAGCCAUCGCUGACGCAAGGGAUGGCGCGGGCAGUGCCGGGGACAGCGCUCAAGAGGCGGGCGGCGGGGACCCUGCCCAGGCGUGGCAGGCGUACGUGGACCGCUACCUGCUGACUGACCUGGGCCCCGGCGUCCCCCGCCUCCGCCAUGCCGCCAUCGUCGGCGCCAGCAGCGGCGUGUGGGCCUCCGACCCGGCGUUCCCGGCCAUCACGCCGCCAGAGGCGCGCGCGGUCGAGGCGCUGCUCGCGGCGGCGGCGGCGGAAGCCGGCGGCCGGCCGGCCGCGACAGGCAAGGCGCCCGGCGGCGGUGGCGGCGGUCCUUUUGGGGGGCUUCAGUUGCUGGGCGCAUCCAAGGCGGCGGCGUCCAAGGCGGACGGCGAGCCACCCUCGGAAAUCACGAUCGCCGGCAAGCCGUACGAGGUCGUGUCGCGCAGCGGCGGCGGCGGCAAGGACGUCGCCAGCGGCAGUGGCGGGGGCGGCUCACUGCUGUGUCGCGCCAAGGGGGGUUUCAUGGGGAUGGGUGCGCAGGGCGGCCUGGCGAUCGCGGCCACAGGCGGCCGCGGCGGGGCGGGAGACACCGUGUUCGUGGUCGGGGCGUGGGAGCGCGCGGCGUCGGGGGCGGAGGAGGGCGUGUACGCCGAGGCGGUGGCCCGGCUCGCCGCGGCGCUGGCUGCCUACGGGUACUGA
Molecule: messenger RNA, 1002 nt
Organism: Monoraphidium neglectum
Lineage: Eukaryota; Viridiplantae; Chlorophyta; Chlorophyceae; Sphaeropleales; Selenastraceae
Exons: 2
Coding region: 1-1002 (333 amino acids)
Source: RefSeq, a predicted model, not a curated record